This is a messenger RNA of Fundulus heteroclitus (mummichog), 1667 nucleotides long. RefSeq names its product DExD-box helicase 39A. Lineage: Eukaryota; Metazoa; Chordata; Actinopteri; Cyprinodontiformes; Fundulidae. Gene Ontology annotation, biological process: mRNA splicing, via spliceosome; mRNA export from nucleus. Gene Ontology annotation, molecular function: RNA helicase activity; ATP binding; RNA binding. The record is from RefSeq and is a predicted model, not a curated record. The coding region runs from base 141 to 1424 and encodes 427 amino acids. The transcript is spliced from 10 exons.
CCCUCUGUUGACUCCAUUCCAAAAUUCGGAGGCGUACGCGAACGCAGCAUUUUGUCGUCCGUCCACUGUCUCGUGAAGACUUAGCUGUUAGCUAGCACGUUGGUUGACGCUAAAUAACAGCAGCGGAGAACAGAAACAAGAUGGCAGAGAAUGACGUUGAGAGUGAACUUCUGGACUACGAGGAGGACGAGGAGCCCCAGGGACUCCCAGAGAGCGGCACCCCCGCCAACAAGAAGGAGGUGAAAGGGUCCUAUGUGUCCAUCCACAGCUCGGGCUUCAGAGACUUCCUCCUCAAACCAGAGCUGCUCCGUGCCAUUGUUGACUGUGGCUUUGAACAUCCCUCAGAAGUUCAACAUGAGUGUAUUCCUCAAGCGAUCCUUGGCAUGGAUAUCCUGUGUCAGGCCAAGUCUGGGAUGGGAAAGACGGCCGUGUUUGUGUUGGCCACUCUGCAGCAAAUUGAACCUGUGGACGGCCAGGUGUCUGUUCUUGUGAUGUGCCACACCCGAGAACUGGCCUUCCAGAUCAGCAAAGAGUACGAGCGCUUCUCCAAGUACAUGCCCAGCGUCAAGGUGUCGGUGUUCUUCGGCGGCAUGGCCAUCAAGAAGGACGAGGACGUGUUGAAGAAGAACUGCCCCCACAUCGUGGUAGGAACCCCGGGCCGUACGCUGGCCCUCAUCCGGAACAAGACCCUCAGCGUGAAGAACAUCAAGCACUUUGUGCUGGACGAGUGCGAUAAGAUGCUGGAGACGCUGGACAUGAGGCAUGACGUGCAGGAAAUCUUCAGACUGACCCCUCACGAGAAGCAGGUCAUGAUGUUCAGCGCCACACUGAGCAAGGAGAUCCGCCCCGUCUGCCGCAAGUUCAUGCAGGAUCCCAUGGAAGUGUUCGUGGACGAUGAGACCAAGCUGACGCUGCACGGCUUACAGCAGUAUUACUGCAAGCUGAAGGACAGCGAGAAGAACAGGAAGCUCUUUGACCUCCUCGAUGUGCUCGAGUUCAACCAGGUGGUGAUCUUUGUGAAGUCUGUGAAUCGGUGCGUUGCUCUGUCCCAGCUGCUGGUGGAGCAGAACUUCCCUGCUAUUGCCAUCCACAGGGGGAUGGCCCAGGAGGAGAGGUUAUCCCGAUAUCAGCAGUUUAAAGACUUCCAGAGGAGGAUCCUGGUGGCCACCAACCUGUUCGGCCGAGGCAUGGACAUCGAGAGGGUCAACAUUGUCUUCAACUACGACAUGCCUGAGGAUUCUGACACAUACCUUCACAGAGUGGCCCGUGCAGGCCGGUUUGGAACCAAAGGCCUGGCCAUCACCUUUGUUUCAGACGAAGCCGACGCCAAGACCCUGAACGAAGUCCAAGAUCGCUUCGAGGUCAAUGUAGCCGAGCUACCUGACGAGAUCGACAUCUCCUCCUACAUCGAACAGUCCAGAUGAGUGUGUGGUCUGCGACCAGCGAAGACUGUAUCUGACGACUGUUGCUGUGAUGUUGUCUGGAGGGGAAGAAAAACCCAUAUUUGUUCAAAUAUACCCUACCCAACAUAAAAGUAGAGUUCAUAAGGCAUUUUUUUUUUUUAAACUUUCCUCAUGUCUUGCAGAGUGCUUGUUUUAGUGUUUUCCUUGUUGAAACCAUAUUUUCAAAAUAUUGUUUUGAUUAAAUAAAUACGUUUUUUUAACUUA